This is a messenger RNA of Acanthisitta chloris (rifleman), 957 nucleotides long. It is a transcript of the gene COQ3, whose product is annotated as coenzyme Q3 methyltransferase. The coding region runs from base 91 to 957 and encodes 288 amino acids. The record is from RefSeq and is a predicted model, not a curated record. Gene Ontology annotation, biological process: ubiquinone biosynthetic process. NCBI's taxonomy places the organism in Eukaryota, Metazoa, Chordata, Aves, Passeriformes, Acanthisittidae. Gene Ontology annotation, molecular function: 2-methoxy-6-polyprenyl-1,4-benzoquinol methyltransferase activity. The transcript has 6 exons.
CUGAGAUGUGUCCUUCAGGACUGCAGCUGGAAAAAACAGCUGAAAUCCACUAGUGCUCUGCCUGUCUCUCUGGCUGAAAGAAGAAGCAGCAUGCUCACUGUGAACAGACCUUUCAGCAUUUCACACUCCUCAGUGGAUUCAGAGGAAAUGAAAAAGUUCCAGCUCCUUGCACAUAAGUGGUGGGAUGAAGAAGGAGAAUAUUCAGCCCUUCAUUCUAUGAAUGAUAUCAGAGUGCCAUUUAUUAGAGAUACUCUCUUGAGCAUGAGGAAUGGUUACCACCUGGGAAAUCCACUGUCUGGAGUAAAGAUUCUUGAUGUUGGCUGUGGUGGAGGACUGCUGAGUGAGCCUCUAGGUAGACUGGGAGCUUCAGUUACUGGAAUUGAUCCUCUGGAGGACAACAUUAGAACAGCAGAUCGGCACAAGUCAUUUGAUCCGGUGUUGGCCAAGAGAAUACAGUACAAGUCCAGUUCACUGGAGGAGAUUGUGGAAGAGUCUAUGGAAACCUUUGAUGUAAUUGUAGCUUCUGAAGUAGUGGAGCAUGUUGCUGACCUUGAAACGUUUAUCAAGUGUUGCUCUCAGGUGUUAAAGCCUGAAGGUUCUUUAUUCAUUACAACAAUCAAUAGAACACAGUUGUCCUAUGCCCUGGGAAUUGUGGUUGCAGAAAAAAUAAUGGGCAUUGUACCAGGAGGAACACAUGAGUGGGAGAAGUUUGUUUCCCCUGAAGAGCUGGAGCACCUCCUGGAAUCUAAUGGCUUUUCAGUCAAGACUGUGAAUGGGAUGUUGUAUAAUCCACUCUCGGGGUCGUGGAGCUGGAUGGAAAGCACAAGCCUUAACUAUGCACUGCACGCAGUAAAAUCUGGGGCUGAGGGACAGCCACUCCCAACAGACACCUUGUCAGAGAUGGACAGUCACCAGCACUCAGCCACAGCUGGCACUGCCUCAGAUGUCACUGUCUGA